GCACCGGGCGCCCCCUCGCUCCGCCCCGCCCCCUGCUGUACACGUCACUUGUUAUGUCUCCACCGGCGGCCGCGGCUCCGCCGGGGCGGGGACAGCGGCGGGAGGGAGGCGGGGGGGCCGUGGCCCCGCGGCGCUGACAGCCCCCCCACCCUGCUCUCCUCUCCCCUCCCCGCCCCGCGGCAGCCCGGCCUCCGGCUCGGCUCUCCCCGGCCCCUCGGCGGGCAGCCCCCGGCGGGAAGAUGUGGGUGAAGCUGUGCUGUUUGCUGCUCUACUUCCUGGCGCUCUUCGUCCUGGCCAGGGUGUUCGAGGCCGUGGCGUGGUACGAGAGCGGUUUCCUCGCCACGCAGCUGGUGGACCCGGUGGCGUUGAGCUUCAGGAAGCUGCGGACCAUCCUGGAGUGCCGGGGGCUGGGACAUUCUGGGCUGCCCGAGAAAAAGGAUGUGCGGGAGCUGGUGGAGAAGUCAGGAGACCUUAUGGAAGGAGAGCUUUAUUCUGCUCUCAAGGAGGAAGAGGCCUCUGAAUCGGUUUCCAGUACAAACUUUAGUGGUGAAAUGCACUUCUAUGAACUUGUAGAAGACACAAAAGAUGGGAUUUGGCUAGUUCAGAUUGUCAAGAUUUAAUGACUUCCUGCUAUUAGACCUGCACUGUCACCACAUCAGAUCUCACCCUAAAAUAGACAAUGAGAGGACAGAUUACCUUCACAGCCAAAAUGGCAUUUGUGUUUUGGGAAUGAUGUUUUUGGAGUUUAUUGAAUCUAAGUUUCAGGUUUAAAUCAUACAGAAGGGCAUUCUUCAACCAGAGAGUGAGUGUUGAAAGGAAGUUUACACAUCUCCAAGCUAGUUGACAAAUACGAGCAUGAAUAUGCUAUGAAAAACCUUCCCUCCUCCCCAUGCAGCUCAAAAGAGUAAAAUAUAGUAGUUCUCUGUUGUCUGUUGCUUGCAGAAUUUUAAUUGUAAUAUAUUUUCAGCUAGCUUCAUAAUAGCAGAUCAGAUAGGCUGCGUUUUGAUAUCUCUAGUGUGAUGAAUGUUGUCAUCAUUCUGGGAAUAUUUGCACAGCUAUUCAGUUGGUCACAAUAGCUGUGGAAAAAAAAAUAGUGGAAUUUACUGAAUAAUUUACUUGCUGAAUGCUAUUUGUCUGUUUCUCCACAAUAAAAACCACUAGACAUGUCAAAUUUCUUUUUUCAUUCUUGCCUUUAGAGUUUUCAUCACUUCUGAGUUUUCAUUUGUUCCCUUCCCCACCAUAAGUCCUGUCUGGAUAACUCCUGUGCUGGAUUCUUUGUGUCCUUUCACAGGUUUUCCCAUGCUCUUUUCUUAGACCUCAUCGCUGCAGAGCUGUUUUUUAUCAUCACUUUCAUGUUCUAAUUCUUGAUUACCCUCCCUUACACAUUCUCCUUUACUGUUAAGCAUCCUGUGGAAACUUUACAACUAAUUAAUCAGCUCAAUGCUUAGGUGGGAUGCCUCAUGGAUGGGUUUGGUGACCAUGGAGAAGGUUGGAGCAUUCCCCUGCUCUGCUGUUGCUACUAGCUGGGAAGCAGAGAGGAUCUCCAGAUCCUUUUCAGGGUCCUGACCCUGAAUCUCUGUUCCACGGGGGCUGCUGGAAAGCAGUAGAGGGAAAAGAACAGUUCUGGCUCAGCUAGCACGGUGGCUGUUGGUUGAGUUGGUGUUGAAGACUUUAUGAUGAUGUCUGGGAGGAUGGGAACUCUGAAGAUUAUUUGUAUUUUUCAAUGCAUGUAAAUUAAAUUUCUGGGGUGGCACAGGCUGGUAAUGCGAUAGCCACCACUGUCUGCAGAGAAUCAAAGGAAAAAGAGGAAACAAUUAUUAUUUCUUGAUAUGUUUGACACAAAUUCAGAUGUGAAUUUAUCAUUUAGAGCCAGCAAGAUGACUUCCUUGAAGAAAGUCAAAGUCCCUACACAAGGAAACAGUGUUUUGUGGCUUUGUUUCUUUAUUUUCUGGAAAUCCACAUGCAAAGCAUCUAAGUUCAGUGAUAAUUUGUUUACCAGUGUAGCUAUUCACAGGUGUCCUCUGCUCCUACAUGGAGCUUCUGUAGAGCCACAGACAGCAGCAUGCUCUCUCUCCUAUUAGCUCAUGAUCUCAUCACCUUUCCUUUUACGCCCUUCUUGCUUGCCAGCUGCUGUUGUGCACUUUGGCUGGCAAGGAGGACAAGUGGUAGUUUCUAGAGCUGCUUCUCGUGUUGGUGGAGGAGUAACGCAUAACGUUCUGGCUUUUCCAGACUCUGCUAUGGCUCAUGCUCUCUGCCUAGUCUCUAGAAGCCUGUCAGAUCCAACAAUAUCAUAGUCACUGUGACCUUUUAAAAAAGGUACAGUAAAUGAUCUACAAAUAAAAAUCCUCUUUGAAUGAAGUUAAAAUCUCAAGUAAUGUAUAUUUUUAUUUUUAAAGUCUGUAUUGUAACAUAGUGGUAGAGAGAAGUAAAGGGAACUUUCUUCCUGGCAUUGAAGCAGGAGGACAGGCAUUUUGAUCAUGUCUGGUAGAGGUGCAAAGGACGUUAUUGCAGAUAUAAAAGGUUGCAGUCUCUUCUGCAUCUCAUCUUAUUCAAGUGGUGUAGUCACAGAGCAAGGUUUUGGUGGUCAUUCAUUUGUUCUUUUGCUUGCAUGCAGGAUGAGUAAUUUUCGUAUUUGCUUUUUUAAUUUUGCCAGGUGAUCAGUGAUUCUCGCUACAAGGAAAUUAAGUAGAAACACUCAAUUCUUUUCAAAUACAUCAUUUAGUUUCCAGUAGCCCUUCAGGAUCGUUUACCAUAAGAUACCCGAUUUUAACUUUCAGUGUCCUUCUUGAGAGUCUUCAUAUCCAGUCAAGGGUGCAGAAUACCAUCAGCUAGAAUGUAAUAGUUCUCAUAUUGCCUGCAUAUCUGUGUUAAUUCAUUACAGAAGCUCAUUUAUUCUCAGCCUCUGACUUAAUUGACAGCUUAACUGAGCUGUUUGUAUUGGUGCAUAGAUCACCCCACCUCCCUUGAGAAACUACAUGUAAUUUUGAGGUGGUUAAUUUUUGCAUGCCAUGAUGGAUGUAGUCUUCUGUCUUGGCCUGUUUUGAUCUAAUUUCUCAUGGUCUCUUUCUCAGAAAAGCAAAGCAAAAAAAUCUCCAGACAUCUUUAAACCAUAUGGAUGGAUUCUGAACCACUUGUGAAUUCUUAGGAAAGAGUGACUAUGUGGAAAUUCAGUUUCAUCAGCACAAUGCUGAAUAAUAAACAGAAAGUGAGAUGUCUCAGAAUUAAUAAAAGUCCAGACAGUCAUGUAGAAACUUACUGAUGUUAUCUGGAAUAAGUGGGCUUUUCCCCAUGCUUCUAAUAAAUAACUCACCAGUCCAUUUAUAAUUAACUGUAUUUCUGUAUGAGAAUUGUCCAAGUAUUUUUACAUCCGUUUUAUCUAUGGCAGGAUAGUUUGGAACAUAGCUGUUGAUUAUAAAGGGUUCUAUGAAAAGCACAUAAGAAGCUUAAUUACUACACCAGGGUUUUUGAACCUUUGUAUCUUUGUGGAUCCCUAAAAAUAUUCUAGCAAGUGGCAUGGACCCUCUACAGUAAUAUCAGGCUUUCCUUGCUCAUUUAUCCUCUGCAGGCACAGUGGAGGAGUUCCUGGGGAUCUCGAUAUCUCCAGCUGGAAACUGCCGAACCAGACCGACAGUUCUCGCGUACAUACAACCUUACCAGUUCAUGAAAUAAGUUAGAAAUCAGUUUUGCCUUUGGCAAAAUCGCGCUGUUUUUUCUGAUUCAAAUGUCAGUAAUCCUUCAGAGAAGACUGACUUGCUGAGGCUGGGCGAGGAUUGACCGCUCCCAAGAGAACGACCUGUACGUGUGCAUGUGCAGCAGGAAAUGGUGUCUUUUUUUUAAUAGGUUUUGUUGUUCCCAAUGGUUUAAAGCCUGUCACAGUGCCCUAGUGCCUGGAGUUGAUGAGCACUUGGGGUUCUUGUCUUUGUGGCUAAGCUGUAAAACCUAGUUUUGACUAUUCGUGCGUAUUCAAAAUUGUGUGCUUUUGGUAUGAGCAGGUGUGCCCGACACCUGGUAUCCUGGCUAAAUUCCAGCGUAGAUAAUGCCUGAGCUUCCCUUGGCGCUUUCAUUUGGAUACAGUUUUCCUUUCAUGGCACAUGCUCCUAUCUGAUAAAGCCUGAGAGAUACUGCCAAUGUGAAUAUUUUUCCAUCACAAAAAAUAUAUCUAAAAAACACAUGUGCAUCGCUUAGCUCGGAGCUUCUGCUGUGUUGUGAUGAUCUCACAAUUCUUGCUUUUUGCUUUGAGUUCUUUUUUUAGUGUUGUUCCCAUCUCUGGCGCAACGUAACACAAAUGGAAUGACUCUUAAACUAGUACGGCACAAGGCUGUCAAAUGUACAAAACAGACAAUUCAUCAGGAUGUUUUUCCCUUUAGCGUUACUGAGGUUACUUUAGGUUCUUGAGCCCGUUAGAAGCAGUAAUAACUAGUUUUAAGAGCUGAUUUUUAAAAUGUCCUCUUUAAAAAAGCUUUCUGUCGAGGAUGUUCACGUUCUGUGGGAAGUUAUCCUUGUGUAUACUGUGGUCUGCAAAGUACUCGGGUUGCUGCAAGUUGUUGGAGUGGAGGCAACUUAAGAGUGUUGGUUUUGUUCCAGACAGUAUAGCUGGUCUUGUGCAUAGUACAUUGUAGGGAUUAUUCCCCAUUAAAAAAAAUACCAGUUAAUCCUAUUUUAGUAUCUUUGUUAUGAGGAUAUGUGUAAGCUCUUUCCCCCAUUACGCUGUAAUUCUUCUUAUGCAUCAGGUGGUUAGUACGUUUCUUUCCUCUGUAGAUCUUACCCGUAGGAGGAGAGAAAAUGAUUGAAGGAGCUAGAAUUGGUUAAAUUAAUGAGAGUUGAAAUACCAUGAAGUAUUGUUAGUUUCGCAUUUGUCCAUCUCUGACUUUCAUUCUCAUGCUGUGUGAUAUUUGAACAUUUUUAGCUGUGAGUGAGCUUCAAAACUUACUGAGAGUACAUCUUGUUACAGUGACCUGUUUCGAAAUCUCUACAUACCUGUCUAAAAAAGAUUGAACAACAUCUGGUUUAAAUGCACAAAAAAUAGGAGAAUGCUGAAAUAAGGCUGCUAUCAUGUUGUGCUCAAGAACACAGAGUAUCAGAGUAGGAACCUGUCUUGGAAUAUCACAUUGCUACAGCAAACUUUUUAAUAGCACCAGUGUUUCCUUGAGCCACUUCAAUUUCUGUCCCAUCUUUUACUGGUAUUUUAAGAAAGUAUGUUUCAUAAAAUAAUUUAAAAAAAAAUCCUUAAUGAUAACUGGGAAAUUAAGUAGCAUCUGCAUCGAUGACAGUUAUGAAGUAGAUACUGCGAUAUCUAGGCAUCUACCUGAGACACUUUUGUUUUGGAUUAAGCAAGAGAGGCAAAGUGUCUUGCCGACAUUGUCCUAUUUUUCCAAGUGUUUGUAUCUUCGUGUCUCUGGGGUAUUUGUUCUUAAAGUCUGUUUGCUUCUUUAAUGUCGUAACUAUAACUAUUUUAAUUUGGAGAUCAAAAUUAUUCUAUUAAUUACAUUCUUGAUUGGCAUCUUUUGGGACAGUUCUGGCUAAUUUAAAGUCAGGAGAGCUCUUCCGAUGCAAAAGCUACCUAUUCACAUGCCUGUUGAAAUCAUCAGGAUUUCAGUACUUUCAGUAUUAUAUGUCCCUAGUUGAAUUCUGUUUUCAUUUUGUUUUCUGUGGUAUCUGGAAGCUGCCUUCUAGUACUUAUGGAAACUAAACAAGAAAACUCAGGUCAGAACAUGUAGAAAUAAAGGAGAUUUCCAAAUCCCUGUCUUUGCAUUUUUAUUUUGCACAUCUUGGUGGCAUGACGUACCUGCAGUAUUUCACAGUUGUCAGCUGAGAAUCUCCUGACCUUUGGGGGUACGGUGUGGUUCUCCCAAAUUCACAGAUGGAAUACAAAGAAACUUAUGCCUGAGACUUCAGAAAGUUUGUGGAUGGAUGGAAGUUUGUGGAAGUGAGGGCCUGGCCUUCUCUCCACUAUCUUCUUCCACUGAAGAAGCUAGUAAUUUCUAUAUAGAGAUGGUAAUUCAGACCCUGCAGCAGAGCCAGUCCUCUGGCCUGGGUUAGGUGUAGAUCAGAGAGCAGAUCUAUCCUGUGAUGUGGGAUUGUUAAAUGUCAGGGUUGCUUUGAUCCUAUUGGAGAUUCUCUUAGCCCAUUAAGAUGAUUAAUGGAUUAAUUAGGUUACCUUGAUUGUCAUCUUUGUCACUCUGACAUAUGAUACGUUGCAGGUUGUGAACACAGCUAAUAAUAAGAAAAGCUUGAAAGGUUUGUGUUCCUCUAAAUAUGGUGUUUGUUUCCCAGCUGUGCUAGCUAAUCUCAUAAAAGAUACCUUCUUCUACGAGCUUUGUCUUUAUUUCUUUAAAAUGCAAUAGAGCAUAUGACUGAAAGGGACCUUGAUGAGUGAGUUCAGCUCUGCUGAACUGUAGAAUAUGCAUUUAGAAAAUACCUUGCUGUCGCUCUUAAAUCGUAAGUUGUCUGAGUGUAAUAUUCCUAUUGACUGUUCUCAGAAACAUGUAUCUGACUUCUGCCGAAAGCGUAUUCGUGGCUAAUUUGUUCUUAUCGCGCUUAAAUUGACAUUGCCUUUUAGUUUUACUGACUCCUGAUGUCUACCCCACUACUCCCAGUACAUGAGAUCAAUCAACCAGUUUGUUUUGUCGGGCAUGAAAUAUCCCGGGCUUUGCUUAUUUCACAGCCAGUUAAUAUUGAUGACUUAGAGUUCUCUUUGGAUCAACUACCAGACCCAAGCUUUUCCUCCCAUCGCUGUUUCGAACUGAUGAACUCCCCAAGUGUCCUGUUCAUUACUGAUUUCAAUUUUUUCUGACACUCUGCAUGACAAGAUUUGUGCAGCUCUUCCUGUAUGGCGUUAUAAUCCUCUUUUGUGCAUAGAUGUGCUUCCCAAUUUUGUGUCAUCUACAGAUGGCUUUGGGAGCCUCCCAAAUUUCCACAGGAAGAGCAUUAAUAGGAAUAUGUGCUGAACUGAGCUCUAAGGUAAAUCUAUUAAGAAGUCUGAUAGCACUUUUCUGGCAUUUUGAUCACUUUAAAACUUUUUUUUUUUUUAAACUCACUAUAAAAACUUCCCUCCAGUUCUCCUGAAAAUUUUCCAUGUGGCACAGUACAAGAUACCCUACUGAAGUACAGACAGAGUACUCCAUUCCUUUUCUCGUGAAACUCAGAUCUUUUUGUCCAGGAAAAGAUGGAUUUUUAACUCUCAACUUAAUCGGGAAUGAAACAUCUUUAGUAAUUCCAUGCUGGAAAGGGGUGGAAAAUUCAACUGUCUCUGCACCUUUAAAAUUUGUUCAACAGUUUUGCAUACUGUUGAGAUCAAACUGGUAGGACAAUUUUUUUUUUUUCAUUUGCUCUUAAAUAUAGUUGCUAACUUGUUAUUCUCCUGUCAAAAUGUCAAUUGCUCUGACAGGGGUUUUAUAAGAAAUCUUCACAGGUUCAUGUGUAAUUUUGUGUGCUCGUUCUGGGACGGAGAUUACCUGCUUGCUCUGAUUUAAGUGCAUUAAGUUAUUUGAGUUUUGUUUCUGUCUUCAGGUGAUACAGUCUCUUCCCAUAAACUGGCUAAUCUGUCCAUAGCCAGCCAGCUCCUCUUCAUUCAAAACUGAGUCAGAGCAUUAAUUUCAUUUUAAAAAGAAAAUUAUCUUACAUUUCUAUCUUAUUGUAUGGUGAUCCUGCUGCUUUCCCCCCUGUUCUAUUCUUAUUCAUGCGAUUGAAAAAUCUUUUGGUUUAGCUUAUAAUAUUCUUUGUAUGGUCUAACUCAAAUUGCUCGUUUUUCCUUAUAUUUUUUGAUUUCUUUUACAUCUUUCUUUACUAGCUCUUCCUUUUGACCUUUUUUCAUUCUUCGUACAUUAUCAAACUAUUUCUUCCUAGCAAGGACUUCCAAAAAGAUGUCAGAAGUGUGGGACUUGACAAUUUUUUCUCCCCUUGCUUGAAAUAGAAAAUCCUGAUUGCUUUAACACCUUGCACUUGAAGAAUUUCCAGGCCCCUUCCACAUUCAAAUUCCUGGUCUUCUCAGUCACAGGUUUUUCAGCUAAAUUUCCUAGUUUAUCCAAAUUCGCACUUCUUAAAUAAAAUCUGUUACAAGUGUUUGCAAGUUAUCUUUAAUUUAAACUGAAUUGCAUUGUGAUUGCUUAACCUGCAGUAUUUUCUCAGACUCCCUCAUCCACAGAGAUCAUGACUGCUUUCCAAAAUACAAAGCCUUGCCUCUGUGUGGUGAACUCCCAAUGUUGUAAGUGGGUGUUGUCUGCCAAGGAGCAGCUGCAAUGGACAUGUUUAUUUGGGUUUUUUUGUCAAAAUGACAUAAAAAAAAAAAAAAAGGCAUGAGCCCAAGAAAUUUUACAGAGCUUCAGUGUGCAAAACCAUAGUAGGGUUUUCUCUUGUUACAAAAUACAAACUGCUAGUUCUGUUGUUGUCCUUCAGCAUAAAUAACCUUCUAAAAGAGGAAAGACUUUAUCAUAGGAAGGGAAUUAAACUGGUAUUAAAAAAUCCACCAGUAAAACCAGCCAGAUGACAGUAAAACAUACCAGUGACCACAUUUGCAACAGAUCUCCUUCUCUUGAUACCUAAAGUGAAUAUUGUGUUAUCAGACAGAAGAAACAGCUGAGCAGCGCGAUUCUCCUGCACAUAACAUUAGCGUAUUCUCAACUGUGCUAGGCUUUUUCAGAACGUGCAAACAGAAUUUUGGAAGCAACCGAUCUCUGAGCAGUUGUACCAAAGAAUAAUCCAGUUACCAACAUUUUUCCUUUUAUGCUUACUAAUAAAACGUAGUGAUUCCUUACUAUGUUGGAUGCAUUAAUUGUGCCGUAGUAGCUCUGAGGAUAUACUGGUGUUAAGGUGUCUUCAGGAAUGUGGUCUUUUUCAGUUGAAGUACAUGAAAAGAAGCAGUUCAUUAUAUCCAAAAUAAUUGCCUCAGUUACAUUGGGUGAUGUAAAGAAGCCUCAGUAAUACGGCAGAUUUCCCCAGUUGGUUGUCUCGGUUCUUGAAGGUUACGUUUAGCUAAUCAAAAAGGCUUUUCUGUGUGAUGUGUAUGUUUUGAGAAUAACUUGAAGGAUUCUUAUCUAGAUGUUCACUCUGGUUUUAUUUAAACGUUUUGGGCACAGUGGAAUAGGAGUGUAAUCUAACUUCAGUUUAACUUUGUUUCCCUACGUAGAACGUUCUGCUUAGUGAAUUCUCUCAUUUAAGUUUCUGAGAGGAUGCUACUUACCACAAAGCAGAUUUUUUUUUUUUUGAGUCUCAAAGGCUAGACACGUUUUCCAGCUCUGCAUAGAGUACAUAGAGUGCUGUUCAUCACAGUGACAACUGAACUUCCAGAGGAAGGCUGACAUUUGAGGUUAUUAAGUCAGAAAAUGGUUGGGUGAAGUUUAAUGGCGGGUAAAUAAAUACCUAACAAAUGGAAGUUUCAAAACUUGAUUUAAAAAUAUAUUUUAAGUGGUUGCCAGCAAGCGUGCAGAAGCAUGUGAGGCAUUUCUAAAAUAGAAACUGCGACGGCUCAUGGAAUAAUGCAUGAUCAGUCAUGUCAUUCAAAAUUACCUGUCAACUGCAGGCAGGCAGGUUUUUCUUUUUCUUUCUUUUUUUUUUCCCCUUCCCUGUACAGUUGUAAGGCAGAGGAUGAGUGCUUAUUUUUUUUUCAUUUGCAUCUGCAGAAGCUCACAUGUAGGUAACCUGAAGUACUACUUUAAUAUACUAGGUUAGAACAAAUUAGACCUUGGGAUAUAUCACAGUGAAUUAUCAUCCUGAAAUGGCAGAUAGUACAUUGGAGUUGGUGGAACAGUCACGUCAAGUUACAGACUGAGUCACUGGCAAAGCUGGAAGGAGUCAAGAUUUUUAGGCAUUAUCUGGGAGUUUAAUCACUAGUUUCCUCUGCUUAGAAAUGGUUGCUGGCAGUCUAAUCUGGUACCAGGUACAUACAUUCCAACUCCUUUUACUUGCUCUGAGACAACAUUUCUUUGGUAUGUUGUAGCUUUUCAUGGAGAAUUGUAAUAAAAUAAUGGUCUUCUUUACUGUGAAGAAAAGGAACUUGCUGCACGCUCUUCCGGUCUCUCCCACUAUGAACUGGUUAAUGAUAAUUUUGUUAUUUUCCCAAGGUUUUUGUUAACUACCACUGAUUUUAGUAUCUUAACAGGUACUUAAAAUGCUGAUGCACUUUUGUCUUUCUGCAGAAACUAUUUCUGUCUUAGACCUUCACUCUCCAAAGACACUUAGUGUGACUACCAAUUGUAUAUAACUAUUGUAUCUUCUAAGAGAAGGGGAAAACAGUAUUGAGGGUGACUAUAUCUCUGUUUUCAUGAAACUUGCUCUUUAUUUUGGAAAGCGAACUUACUGUGAUACUAAAUUAUUAUUUCCU
Molecule: messenger RNA, 10318 nt
Organism: Grus americana (Whooping crane)
Lineage: Eukaryota; Metazoa; Chordata; Aves; Gruiformes; Gruidae
Product: charged multivesicular body protein 3
Exons: 3
Coding region: 240-620 (126 amino acids)
Biological process (GO): protein ubiquitination; protein transport; endosome transport via multivesicular body sorting pathway
Cellular component (GO): ESCRT III complex; endoplasmic reticulum; multivesicular body
Molecular function (GO): ubiquitin-protein transferase activity
Source: RefSeq, a predicted model, not a curated record